AUGAAGAGGUCUAAAGCCCUUGUCGACUACCGCAGCUCGAGCGAAGAGGAAUGUGUUGCUAAGGAACCUGUCAAAAUCAAAAAGAGGAAAUUACCCAGUCUCUCAUCUUCAUUAGUUCUGCCUGUCCCAAAAGACAAUCCUGCUCUACACCAAGGUCGUAUCCGCUCUACACCACACGUAGAAGGUCAAUGGGCCGUCCACGUCUAUGUACCAGUGUUAGUUGAACGAAAAUGUCCACUUUAUCAGCUUCUUCAAGAUGUACUGAAAGCAGCAAAAGAAAUUUCACCGGCUUUGCAAGCAGUAGCUGACGUGGAUGGGAUUGGCGAUAAAAAUGUCAUCGAGCUGCAUAUUUCUCUGUCACGACCCAUAUUCGUGCGCGCAUAUCAAAGGGAGGAAAUCAGACGAUGCGUAAAACGUCUCGCCCAAUCGAACCUUCCUUUCAAAGUUUCUUUCAGUUCGUUCUCAGUGCUGACGAAUGAUGAGAGAACGAGGACGUUCUUGGCGCUCGACGUCGGGGGUGGUUUUCCUGAGUUAAAGUCCCUUGCACAAGGCUUAACACCGACUCUGGAGACUUUACGUCAAAAGGUAUAUUACGCCGAACCUCAAUUCCAUGCAUCCAUCGCCUGGGCAUUGCUCAGUACGCCAACAUUGGGACAGAUCCUAGAAUCUUCUAUAACCGAAACGCCAACGCCUCAAGAUGUGUGUACUUUACGAGCCAACUCUGCCUCAACCUUAGACGAGGGACUUGACCUGGUCAUGAUGUCGACUGCCAUGGAUUUUCAGAGAAUCCCUGGGCUCCCUGAAUCCUUAAUCACCACCUUGAACGACGAAUACGCAACUCUUCUGUGCUCGAACCGUGUAAGUGCCUUCGAUGUGCGAAGGCUCAAUGCAACAAUCGGGAAAGAGGUGUUUUCAUGGCAGUUUGAGGGUGGCUAG
Marasmius oreades (fairy-ring Marasmius) is the source of this 936-nucleotide messenger RNA. RefSeq lists its product as uncharacterized. Lineage: Eukaryota; Fungi; Basidiomycota; Agaricomycetes; Agaricales; Marasmiaceae. Gene Ontology annotation, biological process: U6 snRNA 3'-end processing. Gene Ontology annotation, cellular component: nucleus. The coding region runs from base 1 to 936 and encodes 311 amino acids. The transcript is spliced from 4 exons. The record is from RefSeq and is a predicted model, not a curated record. Gene Ontology annotation, molecular function: 3'-5'-RNA exonuclease activity.